Messenger RNA from Tripterygium wilfordii, 1250 nucleotides. RefSeq names its product probable xyloglucan endotransglucosylase/hydrolase protein 6. Gene Ontology annotation, molecular function: xyloglucan:xyloglucosyl transferase activity; hydrolase activity, hydrolyzing O-glycosyl compounds. NCBI's taxonomy places the organism in Eukaryota, Viridiplantae, Streptophyta, Magnoliopsida, Celastrales, Celastraceae. Gene Ontology annotation, biological process: xyloglucan metabolic process; cell wall biogenesis. The transcript has 4 exons. Gene Ontology annotation, cellular component: cell wall; apoplast. The record is from RefSeq and is a predicted model, not a curated record. The coding region runs from base 64 to 951 and encodes 295 amino acids.
CUUUAUAACCCAUACUCUUAAUUAAUCAUUCUCUUUUUUAUCUAAUUUCAUCACAAAAGCAGCAUGGCCAAGUAUUUUGAGUUGAGAAAUGCUACUCAUCAUGUUUUGGCUAUUUUGCUACUUUGCAUUCUUGCAUGCUCUCUCUGUGUUUCAAGCCGUCCAGCCACUUUUCUUCAAGAUUUUACAGUCACAUGGUCUGAUGGCCAUUUAAGGCAAAUAGAUGGGGGCAGGGCUAUUCAACUUGUUCUUGACCAAAAUUCAGGAUGUGGAUUUGCUUCAAAAAGCAAGUAUUUGUUUGGUCGUGUAAGCAUGAGGAUAAAGCUCAUCCCUGGAGACUCUGCUGGGACUGUCACUGCAUUCUAUAUGAAUUCAGACACAGACAGUGUAAGAGAUGAGUUGGAUUUCGAGUUCUUGGGGAAUCGAUCUGGGCAGCCUUACACGGUUCAGACCAAUAUCUAUGCUCAUGGAAAAGGUGAUAGAGAACAGAGAGUUAACCUCUGGUUUGAUCCUGCUGCAGACUUCCAUCUCUACUCUAUACUUUGGAACCACCAUCAUGUUGUGUUCUACGUGGAUGAAGUGCCAAUCAGGGUUUACAAGAACAAUGAAGCCAAAGGAAUCCCAUAUCCCAAGCUCCAGGCAAUGGGAGUAUUCUCCACAUUGUGGGAGGCUGAUGACUGGGCCACACGAGGAGGCCUUGAGAAAAUUGAUUGGAGCAAAGCCCCCUUCUAUGCUUAUUACAAGGAUUUUGACAUUGAAGGGUGUCCACUCCCUGGACCGGCAACCUGUGCCACAAAUCCUGCAAACUGGUGGGAGGGCAGUGCCUAUCAAGCACUCAAUGCUGUUGAAGCUAGAAGAUACAGGUGGGUUCGCGUGAACCACAUGAUAUAUGAUUACUGCACCGACCGAUCUCGCUACCCAGUGCCGCCACCGGAGUGCCUGGCUGGCAUCUGAGAGAGUGAGAGUCAUCCAUAAUGACCAACCAUGCAACACGGGAAUGGUACUGUCAUUCGUGUUAAUGUCAUACUGUGAUAUACGUACAUGUCCCUUCUACGAUACAUUUGCGUGUGAAAAGAGCUGCUAGCCCAUGCAAAUAAAUGGGCAAUAAUAUGCCGUAAAGUGUGCAAAAGUCAAUAUCUAAUUAAAUGUACUCGUGUGCCUACGUAUAUCGUGCAAAUCAUUUAAGCUUUCUCCAUAAUUGUGAAAAUUAUUAUAUCCUCUUCUUCCAAGGAAGAUGAAGGUCUAUUCUAUUC